CGAUCAGAUUUGCAGAUUCUUCAUUUCCUCUUUACCUUCUCCAUUCACUGAUUAGGGUUUUACAUUUCGGCGAGAGAGAGAGAGGGUGAGAGAGAGAUGGGUCAGAUCCAAUACUCUGAGAAAUACUUCGAUGACACUUUCGAGUACAGGCACGUCGUUCUUACUCCUGAAGUCGCUAAGCUUCUUCCGAAGAAUCGUCUUCUCUCCGAAAACGAAUGGCGUGCGAUAGGAGUGCAGCAAAGCCGUGGAUGGGUGCAUUACGCGAUUCAUAGGCCUGAGCCGCAUAUAAUGCUUUUCAGGAGGCCACUUAACUACCAGCAACAACAGGAGAAUCAAGCUCAAAACAUGCUCGUUAAGUGAUGAAUCGUCGUCACUUGCUUUGUUUUAAAGUAAGAAUUCUACAGAUAUCGGUUUGUGUUUCUACUUCUUGUAAACAUGGUUUGAACCUAUUUGUGAUCUUGGAUUGUCUAAUGAUGGAGAAAUAUGUGAAUUUGGUGGAACAAGUUGAGUAUGUUAUCUAAGUCUGGUUCUAUAAUCACCUUCUGCUUCU
This is a messenger RNA of Capsella rubella, 550 nucleotides long. RefSeq names its product cyclin-dependent kinases regulatory subunit 1. The record is from RefSeq and is a predicted model, not a curated record. Gene Ontology annotation, biological process: regulation of mitotic cell cycle. Bases 97 to 360 code for a protein of 87 amino acids. Lineage: Eukaryota; Viridiplantae; Streptophyta; Magnoliopsida; Brassicales; Brassicaceae. Gene Ontology annotation, molecular function: protein kinase binding; ubiquitin binding; cyclin-dependent protein serine/threonine kinase activator activity. The transcript has 3 exons. Gene Ontology annotation, cellular component: SCF ubiquitin ligase complex; cyclin-dependent protein kinase holoenzyme complex.